Microsporum canis CBS 113480 is the source of this 1467-nucleotide messenger RNA. RefSeq lists its product as hypothetical. The coding region runs from base 1 to 1467 and encodes 488 amino acids. The transcript has 2 exons. Lineage: Eukaryota; Fungi; Ascomycota; Eurotiomycetes; Onygenales; Arthrodermataceae. The record is from RefSeq and is a predicted model, not a curated record.
AUGAUUCAGCCCGAUCCAUGGAGUCCAUUGAGCAAGCGCCAGAGCUCAGAGGAUGAUACUCAAUAUCGGCAGAUAAAAGCACCAAGGACAGCCAGACGGCCUCCCGAAUUCUGGGAUAACCUGUCGAAAAUCCCCUUGACCAAGGACGCGUUGCAGGAAUUCAACCGGAGGAACAGAUCGGUAACAUCUCACGUUCGUCGCCCCGUUACGCGACAAUAUUAUAAGAAUACUCGAGCAUCGCCAUCGUCCGCAGUCGAAUUUCUCCAACGGUGCUCGCCCCGGCAGCUACAGGAUAUUAAGAAGACCUCCAGAUACGGUGGACCCGACCUUAGAGACCUUAGAAGUUAUCCACCCCCCCAGAGCCGUGACAACAUUGCCAUGCCUCCGAAUGAGCCAACUUCCCGUAGCAAAAAGCGGGCGGCAGCUGGAACUAGGUCUGAGUCCUCGAAUUCUAAACGCACGUCCACGCGUUCUUCCGGGCGCUCGAGUGGUGGUACUUAUAACCGUGCUUUCCAGCAGCACCUUAUAGACCAUGGCGUUUACCCUGAUCAGUACUGGUUUUCGGACGGACGGACACCAGACAAACCAAGUAACUGGGACGAUAUCGUGCAGAGAUUGAGCACGCCGCGGGACGAUCUCCUACCGCAUAAUUUCACGGAAGACGCGUUUAUGAGGUUUAAAAAGGAAAACGGCGAACUGGACGCGGAUAUCGAAAACGCAGCAUUGCGGUUGAUACCGGCGAUCGAAGGCGAUUCCCUGGACCGCAGAGGUGGACACUACCCACUCGGGAACCUCAAUCCGCUGACAGACGGGACACUCCCAAACGCCUGGCCGGAUCGCCUUUAUGGAAGUCACCCCGAGCAGCUGCAUCCACAGAUACGAGAGGAACUCAGUGGAUAUAUUGUCCCGUCGGCGACGGCCAGCCGUCCACUCAUGCCUACUCUGUUUCUCGAGGUCAAGGGGCCCGAUCAGUCUGCGCUUGUAGCCAAAAGACAAGCCUGCUAUUAUGGUGCACUGGGAGCCCGUGGUGUCCAGGCUCUGCAGUCAUAUAAAGUUGAUGAGCCUGUAUACGAUGGCAAUGCAUAUACCAUCACGGCAACCUAUCAUGACGGUACUCUAAAGCUAUACACCACCCAUCCUGUGAAGCCUGAGGGUCCUACGGACAGCCCCAAAUACUAUAUGCAUCAACUUCGAUCACUUGGAAUGACAGAUGGUAUUGACACCUUCCGUGAAGGCGCUACGUGGUAUCGGAAUGCGCGGGCGUGGACCAAGGAGAAGCGAGAUGAGUUCGUGGAAACCGCAAACACUCGGCUGUCUAACUCUGCUACUGACACUAGGGCUGUGGACGUACAAGAGGAGGAGGAGGCUGAUUCUGAUGCAUCCAGCGAAUCCAAUGAGCCUGACGAGUUGCCUCGGGUCGCGACCACCAACAGCCGUGAUGCCACACCCGUUCCUAUCCCAAACUAA